This is a messenger RNA of Ochotona princeps (American pika), 927 nucleotides long. Its product is annotated as olfactory receptor 4C3D. The coding region runs from base 1 to 927 and encodes 308 amino acids. The transcript has a single exon. Gene Ontology annotation, biological process: G protein-coupled receptor signaling pathway. Lineage: Eukaryota; Metazoa; Chordata; Mammalia; Lagomorpha; Ochotonidae. The record is from RefSeq and is a predicted model, not a curated record. Gene Ontology annotation, molecular function: G protein-coupled receptor activity; olfactory receptor activity. Gene Ontology annotation, cellular component: membrane.
AUGGAUCACCUGGCGGCUCCCCAUAAUGUGACCGAAUUUAUUCUCUUGGGGCUCACACAGAAUCCACGCUUGCAGAAGAUCCUCUUCGUGGUGUUUCUGUUCAUUUUCCUCUUUACCCUGCUGGCGAAUCUGCUCAUCGUCCUCACCAUCGCCCUGAGUCCCACCCUUUCAGCUCCCAUGUACUUUUUUCUCACUUACUUGUCCUUCAUCGAUGCCUCCUACACCUCGGUCACCACCCCCAAAAUGAUCAUCGACCUGCUCUACCAGAGAAGAACUAUCUCUCUGGGGGGCUGCCUGACUCAGCUGUUUGUGGAGCACUUGCUAGGGGGGUCCGAGAUCAUCCUUCUCAUCGUCAUGGCCUAUGACCGCUAUGUGGCCAUCUGCAAGCCCUUGCACUACACGACCAUCAUGCGGCAGGGGCUCUGCCGCCUCCUGGUGCUCAUAGCCUGGAUUGGAGGCAUCCUGCAUGCCACUCUGCAGAUUUUUUUCAUGGUCAACCUGCCCUUUUGUGGUCCCAAUGUCAUCGACCACUUUAUGUGCGAUCUCUUCCCUUUGUUGAAGCUCGCCUGUGGAGACACAUACAGGCUUGGGAUGGUGGUGGCAGCCAAUAGCGGAGCCAUGUGCCUGCUCAUCCUGUCCAUGCUGCUCCUCUCUUACGUGGUCAUCCUGCACUCUCUGAAGUCCCUCGGGUCCGAAGGACUGCGCAAAGCCCUCUCCACGUGUGGCUCGCACGUGACCGUCGUCGUGCUCUUUUUUGUGCCUUGCAUAUUCACCUACAUGCGUCCCGUGGCCACCUACCCUGUGGACAAGUUGGUCACUGUGUUCUUCGCAAUCCUCACCCCGAUGCUAAAUCCUAUCAUUUACACAGUAAGAAAUACAGAGGUGAAGAAUGCCAUGAGGAAUUUGGUGAAGCGAAGAUGGACUUAA